Gilbertella persicaria is the source of this 1763-nucleotide messenger RNA. RefSeq lists its product as uncharacterized. The record is from RefSeq and is a predicted model, not a curated record. The transcript has 5 exons. Gene Ontology annotation, molecular function: protein binding. Bases 33 to 1706 code for a protein of 557 amino acids. Gene Ontology annotation, cellular component: cytoplasm. Lineage: Eukaryota; Fungi; Mucoromycota; Mucoromycetes; Mucorales; Choanephoraceae.
GUUUCUUAUUUUUUUCUUUCUUUCAUUUAAAUAUGAUUAAAAAUAUUGGCAAAUUCAAACAGUGGACAGAGGAAAAGCUGGGUAACGCUAAAAUCACCCUGCAGACAGAAGAUUUCCAACGUCUUGAAGUCGAAACUGAAAGAAAACGUAUUGCCUAUGAAAAACUCCAUGCUGCUGCUUUUUUAUUACAAGCUCAAUUGCUUAAGCGAAAAAUUUCCCCUGAAGACAACAAAUCAAAAAGAAUACCCAAUGAUAUGCUUGGUGUAUGUAUGAAUAAUUAUGGUAAUGAGUUUACAGACGAAACUCCUCUUGGUGUGGCUAGUAUCAAUUUUGGGCAAGCUCAAUCCAAGUUGGCUGUGUUCCAAGAAGAAUAUGCUGAUGCCAUGAAGACUGUAUACCUUGAGAAAUUAGAUGAAGGUCUCGCACAAUUUAGAGAAUACCAACAAUUACGCAAGAAGCUUGAGUCUCGUCGACUUGAUUAUGAUUCGAAGCUAAGUCGUUUACAGAAAUCGAAAAAGGAAAAGCCCGAGCUAGAACAAGAAAUGCAAGCAGCUAAAUUAAAGUAUGAAGAUUCUGAAUACGAUGUGAUUCAAAAGAUGGCUGCUUUACAAGAGUUUGAGGAUGUGCAUUGUGAUGUUCUUCAACACUUGUUAGAUAUUCAGAUGGAAUACUUUAGUCACUCAUUGGAAGUAUUGACUGAAGUUCGAAAUAACUGGGGCCAUCGCCAAACUGCUCCCACGAGACGUAUGACAGAUUUGUCUCGUACAUCAAAUAACUCUUCUGUGGAUGAAAACGCACCAAUGAACAUGCUGCGAUCACCCGUCGUAACGCCUAGAAAACUUUCAGUAGGCAGUAAAAAUGGAAGUUAUGACAACACCCUGACUCUACCCGCUAUGACCCUAAGUAACUCCAACACAACAAGACGUAUGCCCCCUCCUGCUCGCAAAAACUCAAAUGUCAGUGACGACUUCCAACGUACACCACCACCUGCUUUGCCCAGAAGACAAUCACUACAAGCCGAAGCACCAAUGAAAAACCAGAGAAAAGCAACCUAUGAAUUUGGAGGUGAAAAUUCAGAUGAACUUUCAUUCCGUGUAGGAGAUGUGAUCCAAGUCGUAGAAGAAGUGGAUGAAGGUUGGUGGUUAGGUGAGAUCGCUGAUCCAAAUGGUACUGUUCGUCGUGGUAUUUUUCCUGUCAAUUAUACAGAAGCUGUUAGCAACGGUGCUGGUCCACCCAUGCCUGCAAGACCUGUUUUAUCUUCUCAGCAUCCUUCACAAAGCUAUAUUCAUGAAGAACCAGAAAUGAUUGAAGAAGAGACAGGUUCACCUUUUGGAGAUCGUAGUGCCAACAAUGGUUUCUCGUAUAUCAGACCUAAUACUAGUAAUCAGCCUAGUCGUACAGUGUCUUCAAGCACCAUUGUUUCAUCUCCUGCAAGUUCACCCGUACCUCAAUACAAGGUAGCCACCACAAAGAGAGCUCCACCUCCACCUCCACCUUCUUCCACUAGACCCAAUAUGGUCAACUCGAGAAGUUCUUCAACUAUGAAAUCAGUGCGUACAGCACCUUCCACACCACAACUUCAUGUUACUCAAACGGACAGUUAUUUUGAAUCUGCUGUUGCUUCUUGCCAAGAGUGUGGUUGUAAUGAUUUUACAGCUAAUGUCUUUAAAAAGGGUCAUUGUAACAACUGUUUUCACAAGCAUUAACAAUAAAAAAAAACUACAUAAUUCAUGUCGUACAGUGUACGCCACAAACACAAAGCU